GGUUAAUUCAACUAGUCUCUCUCCUUCAUUCAAUGUUUGUGUCGCUCACUCUUUCUCUCUCUCUCAAAAUGAAGCACACUAACACAAAUCCAACCCCACCAACCCUCUUACAAAGAAGUUACUCUCUUCUUUGCUUUGCUGUUCAGAUUGUACUGUGGUGUUUCUUUUUUGGUUUUAUCUCUUCUUAGUUCUCACUGCUCAGUGAUUCUGAAGAACAAUGAAAGUGUCAUUUCGCAAUCAUUAAUUAAGAAAAGGAGGAAGCAUGUGUGUCUCCUUCCUAAACCAUUAAUCUGGUUUCCUAUUAAUUUGGUUAGCAUUGUCGGUCUGCUUUUAUUCUAGUCUUUCUCAUAGGUAGCUGUCCCUUACAGUGCCUUCACCAUAUUAUGCUGCUUCUAUCUUCAAACUCUCUUCAAUUUUAUUCUCUCCUUGGCUUGUCACUUGUCGGUGAAAGAUCUUCACAAUGAGAUUGCAACUUAUUUUCCUGCUAAUUAAGCUACAUUUUGUUAUAUGUACACCCCAGUUUCAUGAAUAUGCUGCCACCAAUCUGCACCGUUGGAGAAUCAGAGGCCCUUCAAGCAUUGCAUUCCCACCAUUAGAGUCAUCUUCUGGAGUUCCUGCUAGUAUUGGACUUCCACCUUCCAAGGCAUCUUCUAGAGUUCCUGGAAAUAUUCCACUUUCACCUUCCAAAUCAUUCUUCAAAAUUCCCAUAAUGAAAUGGAUGCACAAUUAUGUGGACUCUCCAAUAUCACACCAUCAUAAACAUAAGCAUAAGCAUAAGCAUCACUAUUCCAAAAGCAAGUCCACCAACCAAGUUCCUGGGCCAAUCUUUCCAGUCCAUCCUCAUACUCAUCAAGGUCCUCCAGUCUUCAAAUCAGAACAUCCAUUCUCUUCACCCAUGAGCUGGGAUUUUCAUGCACCAGCACCAGCACCAGCACCCGCAAUUCUAUCACACCAGUUGAAUGUGCCCUCUCCUUCACCUAGAAUUUCACCUCUAGGUCCAUCAUUAAAGAAGACAAAGACUCCACCACCAGCAUAUGCUUUGGUUCUACCAUCUCCACCACCUAACAAAGAUUGCAUGUCUUUGACUUGCUCUGAGCCCUUGACAUAUACACCUCCUGGAUCACCUUGUGGUUGUGUAUGGCCUCUUCAAGUUAAACUUCGCAUCAGCAUUGCAAUAUACAAGUUUUUUCCUUUGGUUUCCGAGCUGGCAAAAGAAAUUGCAGCCAGUGUUUCGCUGAACCGUAAUCAAGUACGCAUCGUGGAAGCUGAUGCAAUAAGCCACCACCAGCUCGAGAAAACCAAUGUUCUCAUAAACUUGGUACCCCAAGGAGUGAAAUUUGAUGAAACAACAGCAUUUUUAAUAUAUAAGAAAUUCUGGCAAAGAGAGAUUCUCAAUGAUGCUUCUGCCUUUGGUGCCUAUGAAGUACUCUAUGUUCAUUAUCCAGGUCUUCCACCAUCGCCUCCUUCAAAUGUUUAUGGUAUAGAUGCUGAACCGGACCCUGGUCGUGGCAACAAUGGAACAAUGGUGAAACCUUUUGGAGUAGAUGUCUCAAGGAAGAAAAAAGAAGAGAAUGGUGGAAGGGUGGUUAUUAUGAUCGUGCUAACAUCCUUUACUGUCUUUGUUCUAUUCAUGGGAGUUGCCUGGCUUUGUCUCUUGAAAUGCAGUUUCUGUAAUCUUGAACCUGAACAAGUUCCAGAUGUUCAAAUUCCAUCUUCUUCGAAACAAUCAGCAGGGACUGCCAGUACUAGGUCAUUGACUUAUGGGAGCAUGCCGGGUUCUAGAUCAAUGUCCUUCAGUUCUGGAACAAUAAUGUACACAGGAUCAGCUAAAAUAUUCACUUUGAAUGAAAUAGAGAAAGCAACAAAUAACUUCAAUUCUUCAAGAAUAUUAGGAGAAGGUGGCUUCGGUCUUGUUUAUAAAGGUGGCCUACAAGAUGGCAGGGAUGUGGCAGUGAAGAUUCUCAAAAGAGAUGACCAGCAUGGUGACCGUCAAUUCUUUGCAGAAGCCGAUAUGCUUAGUCGCUUGCACCAUAGAAAUUUAGUUAAAUUGAUAGGUGUAUGCACAGAGAAACAGACUCGCUGCCUAGUCUAUGAGCUUGUCCCUAAUGGCAGUGUGGAAUCUCACUUACAUGGUGCUGACAAGGAAAUUGAGCCACUUGAUUGGGAUUCCCGGAUGAAGAUUGCACUUGGUGCAGCUAGGGGUUUGGCUUAUCUGCAUGAAGAUUGUAAUCCAUGUGUCAUACAUAGGGACUUCAAAUCCAGCAACAUCUUAUUGGAAUAUGAUUUUACACCCAAAGUUUCAGAUUUUGGAUUAGCUAGAACAGCACUGAACGAGGGAAGAAAGCACAUCCCAACUCAUGUUAUUGGAACAUUUGGCUACCUUGCUCCUGAAUAUGCAAUGACUGGCCAUCUUCUUGUCAAAAGUGAUGUCUACAGCUAUGGAGUUGUACUCCUUGAGCUCCUAACUGGAAGAAAGCCAGUGGAUUUGUCACAGCCAACAGGUCAAGAAAACCUUGUUGCAUGGGCUCGUCCAUUCCUUACAAGUAAGGGGGGUUUGCAGAAGAUCAUAGACCCAGUUAUAAAGCCUAGUGUUUCUGAUGAUACCAUGGUAAAAGUAGCAGCGAUUGCAUCCAUGUGUGUGCAACCAGAAGCCCCUCAACGUCCUUUCAUGGGUGAAGUUGUUCAGGCCUUGAAGCUGGUAUGCAGUGAGUUUGAGGAAACAAGUUAUGUGAGACCAAAAGGUUCUCUAGGAGAUGGUCUUGUAACUAAUGUAGAAGGGAAAUUCUCCAGUGUUCUUGGUGAAAGAGUGGACUUUUCUGAGUGUAACAAACCCCUGCCUCAGCCUGGUUAUCAACCUAGUCGAGAACCCAGGUAGAAUUAUCAUCAUAAGAGAUGUUCAGUACGUUGGGCAAGAAAUUUGAGUCGUUCAGGAUGUUUUUGAAGAGUGAGCAUGAUAUUUUAAUUAAAUAAUGUCCUGGAUCCCAUUAAGCUUUUGCCAUAGCCAGAAUGGAAAUUCUAUUGACAAGGCAAAUAUAUUUAUUGUUACUCAUUAGCAAAGGAUUGCAAGUUGGUGUCAAAGACUCAACCUUCCGGAGAAAAACGAGUAAAACCUGUCCUUGAAAUUGUUUGAAUUAUUUUAUGAUAUUUAUGCGAGGUUACAUAAUUUCAUAACAGUGAGAUAUUAUCCAUUACAUUUUGAUUAUCAUUUCAAAAGACUCAUAUAUGUGUAUUUUAUAUAUUUUUCUUUUUUUCUUUUAUUUUAUCGAUUUGAAAUCUUGUCAGUAUCCUAA
This is a messenger RNA of Cajanus cajan (pigeon pea), 3290 nucleotides long. Its product is annotated as receptor-like serine/threonine-protein kinase ALE2. Lineage: Eukaryota; Viridiplantae; Streptophyta; Magnoliopsida; Fabales; Fabaceae. Gene Ontology annotation, biological process: protein phosphorylation. The record is from RefSeq and is a predicted model, not a curated record. Gene Ontology annotation, molecular function: protein kinase activity; ATP binding.